Molecule: messenger RNA, 1308 nt
Organism: Trichoderma atroviride IMI 206040
Lineage: Eukaryota; Fungi; Ascomycota; Sordariomycetes; Hypocreales; Hypocreaceae
Biological process (GO): response to oxidative stress
Cellular component (GO): nucleus
Source: RefSeq, a predicted model, not a curated record
AUGUGGAGUUUGAUGCGGCGCUGGUCGACAGAGGAGACACACGUCCCCAGCCAUCUCGAUGAAGGCGAAGACCAAGAUAACAACCCUCGCCGCGCGGCGACCCUGAAAGAUGGCAUUAACGAUGUCUACACGCCCAUGAUCCGCACACUGAGUCCCUUCCGCCCUCCGCCGCUGGAUCCAGUCAUACUCCACGGAUACAAGGACAGCACGCCCGCGGGAUCGAGGCUGCUGACGACGGUGGUGGCGGAGGAGAUUCGGACCAUGGUGCCGGAGCGGCUGCGCAUCACCGAAGACUGGCGCUUGGUGUAUAGCAUUGAGCAGCACGGCACGAGCCUGACGACUUUAUACCAGAAGUGCAGGCAGUAUGAGGGCAUGAGGGUGGGCUUUGUGCUGGUUGUGAAAGACCAAGAGGGCGGGACAUUUGGCGCCUAUCUCUCCGAGUACCCUCAUCCGGCUCCAUCCUAUUUUGGUAACGGUGAAUGCUUCUUGUGGCGUGCCUCGACAUUGACGUCUCUUCCGCUGCCACCGUCGGCCGACACGACGUAUUUGACGCGCAGUACGACGCUCGCCCCCCCGCCUCGAUCUGGGGCUUCGACACCAAGAUCGAUAGAUACGACACCUGGCAUUCGCUUCAAGGCGUUUCCAUACAGUGGCCUCAACGACUUUUACAUCAAUUGCGAGACAGGAUUCUUGAGCGUGGGGUCUGGCGGUGGACAUUAUGGCCUGUGGCUGGACGACUCGCUUGAUGUGGGACACAGCGCGACUUGCGAGACCUUUGGAAACGAACCACUCAGUGACGCAGGGUCCAAGUUCAGCGUCAUAGGCGUUGAGCUUUGGGUGAUUGGUGCAUGAAAGAAGAGUGCGGCUUCUUUUUUUUUUAUUGUCUGGUCUAUCUGGUCUACGGCUCUGGCGGGGGAAACACAUCAUUUUGAAAGGGCUUGAUGCUCUUUCCACAUCUCCUGGAGCUCCUUCUCCUCCGCUUCAUCUUAUUUAUAUUGGGAUGACUCAACCAAUUUUUUUUUUCAAAGUGGAAUAAGCGGCGCAGUUUCACAGCAUAAUGAAUCAACGGUAUCAGAAGAGUUGAGGAAGUGCAUCAUAUCAUAGGAUCUACGUCAAAUCCGUGUAUAUACCAUGCCAGAGCUCAUGUCGAAUGCGAUGAUGAGUGAGACGGAGAACAAGCGAAAGGCAUAUGAGGCUGACCAUGGCCAGAAAGAGGUGGGGAAGAGUAAUAACAAUGCUUGAUGCUUAGACAGACAGAUGAUUUAUACUAUGAUACCCAGAAACCAAAUUGAAAGAGCGCUAUUUCCC